Molecule: messenger RNA, 6572 nt
Organism: Malaclemys terrapin pileata
Lineage: Eukaryota; Metazoa; Chordata; Testudines; Emydidae
Gene: ABCB7
Product: ATP binding cassette subfamily B member 7
Exons: 16
Coding region: 12-2267 (751 amino acids)
Biological process (GO): transmembrane transport; intracellular iron ion homeostasis
Cellular component (GO): mitochondrial inner membrane
Molecular function (GO): ABC-type transporter activity; ATP hydrolysis activity; ATP binding
Source: RefSeq, a predicted model, not a curated record
UUGCUUUCAAGAUGGCGUUGUUGGGGGCUCCGCGGAGCCUGGCGGCUCUCGCCGCCUUCCAUCGGCGCAGGCUGCUGGCAGCUUCCCUGCUCCGGCAGCCGGCGGCCUGCGUCCACGGCUGGACAGCCGGCAGCGGGCUGAAGCGGAGCCAGCCCUCCCCGCGGAUCUAUCAGAUUCCCAAGACAUUCAGACAAGCUACAUGGCAGAGUUUGGGGAGUGGCUAUUCAAGACAAUUAUUAGAUGCUGCAAAGAAUCUCCAGUGCGGGCCACUGAUAGAUAAGAGAACAUGUUGGCAUGGUCAUGCAGGUGGAGGACUCCACACAGAUCCAAAGCAAGGGCUGAAAGAGAUAGAUGCUGGGAAGAUUAUCAGGGCAAUGUUAUCUUAUGUAUGGCCCAAAGACAGACCAGACCUACGAGCCAGAGUUGUCAUCUCUCUAGGAUUUUUGGCAGGUGCAAAGGGCAUGAAUAUAGUGGUUCCCUUCAUGUUUAAAUAUGCAGUAGACAACCUCAACCAGAUGUCUGGAAACAUGCUGAACCUGAGUGAUGCACCACAUACAGUUGCAACCAUGGCAACAGCUGUUCUGAUUGGCUAUGGUGUGUCAAGAGCUGGGGCUGCCUUAUUUAAUGAAGCGAGAAAUGCAGUAUUUGGGAAAGUAGCCCAAAAUUCUAUCAGAAGGAUAGCAAAGAAUGUCUUUCUCCAUCUGCAUAACCUGGAUUUGGGUUUCCACCUGGACAGACAGACAGGAGCUCUGUCAAAAGCUAUUGACAGGGGAACAAGGGGCAUCAGCUUUGUGCUGAGUGCUUUAGUAUUUAAUCUGGGACCCACCGUAUUUGAAAUGGCACUUGUGAGUGGAAUUCUGUAUUAUAAAUGCGGUGCACCAUUUGCAUUUGUAGCCCUGGGGACACUCGGUGCAUAUACAGCAUUCACGAUAGGAGUUACACAGUGGAGGACUAAAUUUAGAAUAGAAAUGAACAAAGCAGAUAACGAUGCAGGUAAUGCUGCAAUUGACUCGCUGUUAAAUUAUGAAACUGUGAAGUAUUUCAAUAAUGAAAAAUAUGAAGCCCAGCGAUAUGAUGGAUUUUUGAAGACCUAUGAAAAUGCCUCACUGAAGACUACCUCUACCUUAGCUAUGCUGAACUUUGGGCAAAGCGCUAUAUUCAGCGUUGGCUUAACAGCCAUUAUGGUGCUUGCUAGUCAGGGAAUUGUUGCAGGGAACUUGACAGUUGGGGAUCUGGUAAUGGUGAAUGGACUGCUAUUCCAGCUUUCUCUACCACUUAACUUCCUGGGAACAGUGUACAGAGAGACUAGGCAAGCUCUCAUAGAUAUGAACACCUUGUUUACACUGCUUAGCGUAGACACAAGAAUUAAAGACAAAGAGCUGGCUCCACCGCUGCACAUCACACCACAGACUGCUACCAUCGCCUUUGAUAACGUGUAUUUUGAAUACCUUGAGGGGCAGAAAGUCCUUAAUGGAGUGUCUUUUGAAGUCCCUGCAGGAAAGAAAGUGGCCAUUGUAGGAGGUAGUGGGUCAGGAAAAAGCACAAUAGUAAGAUUACUAUUCCGCUUCUUUGAACCCCAGAAAGGAAAUAUUUAUGUUGCUGGUCAGAAUAUACAAGACAUCAGCUUGGAAAGCCUGAGGAAGGCUAUAGGCGUUGUACCUCAGGAUGCCGUUCUAUUCCAUAACACCAUCUACUACAACCUCUUGUAUGGUAAUAUUGGUGCAUCAGCAGAAGAGGUGUAUGCAGUAGCAAAGUUGGCAGGAAUCCAUGAUGCUAUUACCCGAAUGCCCAAUGGGUACAACACACAAGUUGGUGAACGAGGACUCAAGCUCUCAGGAGGGGAAAAGCAAAGAGUCGCUAUUGCCAGAGCCAUCUUAAAGAAUCCUCCUAUUAUUCUCUACGAUGAAGCCACAUCAUCUUUAGAUUCAAUUACAGAAGAGAACAUUCUCAGUGCCAUGAGGGACCUGGUAAAGCACAGAACAACUGUUUUCAUUGCACACAGAUUGUCAACAGUAGUUGAUGCAGAUGAAAUCCUUGUCCUGGAUCAGGGUAAAGUUGCUGAGCGUGGUAGCCAUUUAGAUCUUCUUGCCAGUCCCAGCAGUCUCUACUAUGAGAUGUGGCACACACAGAGCAGCAGAAUACUAAAUAGUAAUAUCAACCAGAAAUGGGAAGAGAGAAAUAACCAUAUGUCCAAAGAAGAGGAAAGGAAGAAACUACAAGAGGAAAUUAUCAACAGUGUGAAGGGCUGUGGAAACUGUUCCUGCUAAAUGUGCGAUGCAGGAUUAAAUUUCUGCUGCUGGUUAAAGGGUGAUACAAGACUGCACUGAAGCACAGCUGUGAUUUGAAAACAUAAACAAUUCAGACACUUCCUGGUUGGUUUUGGUUUUUUACGGUAUCUCAACGCAGCAUAACUUCUCUAACCAAAGGAUUUAUUUCUACAUUGUCAGAAUCUCUAAUAUUUAAUGAGGUGCGUGAGAGCUUUUGAAAAACUCAAUUUAUUGCUAAUUAACAAGGCAUAUUUUUAUGGAUGUUUCAGACAUUUAUACAUUUUACUGGCAAUCACUUGUCAAAUGACCUAGAUCAUUCAGCUGGCAAAGAUGGAAUUAUUUGAACUGUAUCAUUAAGUGGUAAACAGACUUGUUCUUCGUUUAUUUUCCACUAUUGAUGGCUGGCAAAGGUGUUUUAUAUUUUUAAUGUGAUUCAGUUAACUUGAAUGUGUAUGCUAAAAAAUAAGAUGUACUUAGUUCUAUUAAAUGACUCUCUGGCUUGACAUAACGCGUUUCCUUUUUAAGAACAACAAAGCAAAAAUCCUCUAGUAGCAAAAUCAAAUUUUGGGGAGGGGGAAUAGCAGGGGAGGAGCCGGAGGCAAGCCUCCCAGGGCAGGAGCUCAGAGGACGAGCAGGAGAGUCCCGCGGGCCGUAGUUUGCCCAACUCUGAACUAAGGGCUUAACUGUUGGAGGAGAACCUUGGAUGUUGAACUCAAGUCUUGGCGGCAGAAUAUUUCAGGUCACCUUAAAGAUUUGUUAAGGAAUUCACUUCCUAAUAAAACUGGAAAUUAACUUCUUCCAAAUGAGUAAAAUAAGGUAAAGAACAAGACCAAAGCCAGAAUUUUCAGUUUUCACUAAUUUGGGUGCCUAACUUGUGCUUGAUUUUUUUGACGUUAAUGGGAGCUGCAGGUCCUGUUUACCUCUGAAAAUUGAGCAUGUAGGUGCCUCCAGGUGGAUGCCCAGAAAGUGAAGAACCCAAAGUUACUGAACGCUUAUUAAAAUGUGGCUGCAAAUGUAAAUUUACUUUUUUUUGAUGCUGUAACAUUCAUUUUAGCUGAACCUGUCAUCAAGCUAGCUACAAAAAACUUGUCAAAGUAAAGGAGGCUGCGCUUUUGAUUUCUUCCUUUUUGGCUAGUCUCAUUCUCUCUCUUAAAAUUAUGUAAGAGAAAAAUAAUCUGUGCCAAUACGUAACAUAUGCUCAAUUAAAAAUUACUGUAAAGAGAGUGUCAAAAUACAAAGAUGAAUGACCUUCAGCCUUGGUGUGCAGAAUCAAGGUAAAAUCAUGGUGAUCUGUGGUGACAGUUCAGAAUUAUUUCUAUUUAGGGGCUCUCUUUUAUUUUCCCUAAUGGAACGUCUCCUUUUUAAAUUUGUUUUAGCAGUACAAGAACGACAAACAAUAUAAUAAUCUCAACUGCCAGAAACAGUUAGCAAAGGGUUAAUAAAAGUCCCUUUUGAGACUUUCUCCCUUUCAUAUAUGAUGUGACUUCAAAUAACUCAACUAGAUUUUUUAAAUUAAAUAACUUAUGCAGUAUCUACUGCUGUAUGUACUGAAUUAUGUACAAAAGCUAUAUUUAAUAACGUUUCAAUAUUUUCUUAAACACCUUCGUUGCUUUGACACAUUACUUGACGUUUACAUGUUUUAGUGAUUGUGAUGUGAAUUCAAUUGUGGUUACAAGUUUUUCUGAAUGGACAAUUGCCCACAUAUUACCAGGUUUAUAUAGUCUGUUCAUUGCCUAAAAAUAGAUCUAACACUAGCAUUAUCUUGAAAGUAUCUGAAACAAACCAAUAAUUCCUUUGCUAGAAUAUAUGAUACAGGAAACCUGCUUUGGCAGCUAAGUAAGUGCUGUAAUGAAGCUGACGUGUCUUAAUCAGUUGCACAAAGUUUUGUGUGUCCGUGUACUCCAGAACUUUGUGUGUGUUUGCCAUUGUAGGAAAGGGUGAUCUUUUUAGCCAGCAAAUACCAUGAAGGUUAUGUUGUUAAUUUUGUAAAGGGUUUGGAGCAGAGGUGUGGCUAUUGCUAAACUGCACAUCACCACCAUCAGUUUGGAGAGGGCGGGGAAUGUAGGAGAUUGGGAAGGCCUCUAAACUGAUUUUAGUGAUAAGUGAGAUUUUUUUCCCCAUGUCCUAUAUAUUCUCCUGUACCUAAAAGAGAAGAGAAUUUACUUAGAAACAGAUAAUUGUUGGAAAGCUGGCGGGUUACAAAUUGACUUGGUUUUGCCACUGCUCCAGCUCUGCGUUACUCCAUCGAACAGAUGUGAGACCAAAAUGAGUAUUAUGUCUUGCCUGGUGAGCAGGAAUGUCAAAGGAGUAGUAGCAUUUCACUUAUUAAUCUUCGUGUUUAUUAGAGAUGUAAAACUUUGGUUCUGAAUUUGUUAGGAUUGGAUUUGUGUAUUCAUGUGUCAUGCAUUUACAUUGGCUAUUCUAAACAGGCCUUUUAGAGUACUUGCUGACCUGAAGAAUCACAGCUUAGGAGGACUUGAACAAAUACAGAGAGGUGUGCCAAGUUUUGGGGCAGAGGAUGUCCUGUUAAAAUCCCUAAUUUACAGUCUCUGGUGGGAAAAUUGGUUCAUUUUGAAACCUUCUCAUAGCUGCUGUGAACAGCUGUAGGUGCUGUUAACAUGGGGGGUAGCAAAACUGAUACAUCACUGUUCUAAAACAGCAUCUUUACAUAAUGUUUGGAAGUCUUGUGGUCUGGGCACAGGUCACUGGUAAAAAUUAAACCAGUCCGCAACAGUUAUAAAACCAAAGCUUGCCAUGUUGGCAUGAAAAAGUCUGGACUAAAUAAUGCUACUUAAAUUCAUUUUUUGUUUCUAGAAGAACUUGCACCUCUUCAAUUGUGUUAAUUAUUUCUAGAUAUGUAUACUUGUUUGAGAUGCAUAUCCUAAUUGUUUAAAAUGACUGCUUCUCAAAGCAAGAAUCAGCCUAACAGCUCUAAACAUCUUGACUUUAGAUUUAUUUUUUGUUCCCAAGCAAAAGCUGUCUGAACAGAGAAUAUAAAGAUAAAUACAUAAAUGUCUCUAGUUACUGUUAUAAUUUGCUACGGUUAGCAAAUUUGGGGUCUUUACAAAUGUGAAUUUAUAAUUCUGCAGUGCAGGUGGUUUCACAGUUUUAUGCCUGGCUAUUCUGUCACUACUAAUCCAUAACAGCAUUUAAAUAUGUUUGAAAUUCAGAUGUGAAAUUGUCAGUUUUCUUUACAGUAUGGGAAAAUAAAAUGUUAAUCGUACAUUACAGAUAAGAUACUCAAUGUCCAUCAAAAGCCAGUUAAAACCAUGUUGUAUAAACUUUCAGCUGGAAAACUCCUUACCGUAACUCCAUUGUUAAUCUGUGCAUAGGUAAUUAUUACUAAUUAAAUGAUUUAUCUUGUGAAUAGAAAUGUGUGUCCUGUUGAAACGAUGCUUACAGCUUUACAGCAGUUCCCGGGAGAAACCAAUAGUUUGUCAGUAAGAUGCUCAGAAUAAGAACAGAUAUGAUUUUAAUAGAAGCUGUGGGAGUGUUGCCCUGCAUCCACUCAGAAGAGAGCUUCAAAUUGUUUCUUAGUAAAAGUAAUUGUUUGCCGUCCUCAGUAACAUCAGUGACGUUGAUUGCUAGUUAUAUUGCUUUAGGAUAGUAUUAGGUAAUCAGAAAUUUUGGAUGAUCAGUCAGAGAAAGGUAAGUUGAUAUUGUGCACCCAAAUUUUCCUCUAUCACCCCACCAUACACACUUAUUUAUUGUUCGAAGAAAAACAAAAACAAUUGUUUGACUCCAUAAAGAGCUUCUGUAUUAGCUAGGUCAUACUGAAGAAUAUCCAUGUUUUCUUAGUAAAAGCUUCUUUUUUUUUUUUAGUUUAAAAUCAUGCAUCAUUCGUAUAUUUCUUACAUACAUUUACAGCUAAAUACUCCCACCCCCUCCCCAUCAACUCCUCCAGCACUUAUUGUUUACAAUAGCUGUUGAGCCAUACUCUCUUGAGACUCAAAAGCUCUCUACUCACUGUUUCUCUGUGCAUCUGUAGUUCUAGCUUUCCCGUUGGAAAUGGAAGUAUGAAAUAUACUUACUGCAACCCAAUUUAUCAUGUAGUUGUGCUGAUGCAUUAUGUUGAACACACUUGAGUUGCACUAGCCACAUGCCAUGGUAUCACUUCAUUAUAUAGUUAGGGUGUUUGAGCUCUGCAUUGUCUUGCAGAGAGUGCUGUAUUACUGGAAUGAAGGAGAGUGAUCCUGAAAUGGAUUGUUUGAGUUUGAAUAUAGCGUCCUCCAGCUGUUAUUUCUAAAGUUUCAUUUACCACAUCUUUUAAUAAUAGUAUGCAGAAAUGUUCUACAAAUGUUGACU